AAAACCAAAAAAGAUAAACAAUUUUUUAACACAAGGAAGAAAAGCUAAAGCCUUUUUAACUUUAUUGUUUACAAGAAUAAAAAGGUCACCACCCUCCAUCCCCUUCCUCUUCCCACAUCAAUUCCACAAACCAAAACCUAACAUUUCUAGAGAGAGAGACUCAUCAAGAACAAGUUUUUUUAGACUGAGAAAGCAUAACAUAAGGUUAAUGUUCCCAUCAUCAUCAGAAAUCUCUCCAGUCAUGCAUCAUCAUCAACAACCAUCAUCAUGGAGUACCCUACCUCAAGUGUUGCACCACAACACCAUCUUCAACCCACUUAUUCAAUACCCGACCCGAGAUCAAGACCCGUUUCUCUUCUCUCCACCACCGCCACCACCUCCUCCUCCGCUUUCAUGCUACGGCAGUUUGUUCAACAGAAGUGUGCCAAAUGGGUUGCAGUUUGCAUAUGAUGGUAGCUCGUCGUCGGAUCAAUUAAGACUCAUAUCCGAGACACUAGGACAUGUUGUCCAACCCGGAUCCGGCCCGUUUGGGCUCCAAACUGAUAUGGGUAAGAUGACUGCUCAAGAGAUCAUGGAUGCUAAAGCUUUAGCAGCUUCCAAAAGCCAUAGUGAAGCAGAACGACGACGUAGGGAACGAAUCAACAAUCACCUUGCAAAGCUUCGAAGCUUACUCCCAAGCACCACAAAGACGGACAAGGCUUCAUUGCUAGCUGAAGUCAUACAACAUGUGAAAGAAUUAAAGCGUCAAACUUCAAUAAUCACCGAACACAGUCCAGUCCCCACCGAGAUUGAUGAACUAUCUGUGGACAAUGCGUCUGAUAAAGAUGGUAAACUUGUGAUCAGAGCUUCACUAUGCUGUGAGGAUCGAUCAGAUCUCUUACCGGACCUCAUCAAGACUUUAAAGGCCCUUAGACUAAGAACCCUAAAGGCCGAGAUCACAACACUUGGUGGACGUGUGAAGAAUGUUUUAUUCAUCACUACAGAAGAUCAUUUAACCGGAAAUGAUGAUCAACAAAUGGUGAAUUACUCGAUAAGCACGAUCCAAGAAGCACUCAAACAAGUGAUGGAGAAAACAAAUGGUGUUGAUUCCUCUUGUGGGAGUGUAAAGAGACAAAGAACUAAUAGCAUCAAUAUCCUUGAGCAUCAUAGAUCUCUUUAACAGUUUAACGGCCAUAUACAAGUGACCGAUUGAUCAAAGUUACCAACUUGCUACUUUUUAGGGCAUAAGUCUGGUUUAUUCCUUUGUGUGGGGUGUUUUGCUUGUUUCUUUUUUAAGGCUUUUUAGUUAUCAUUGGUAUGCUUAAUUUGUUUCUAGAUUAAUGUGUGUAUGAAGAUCAAAACGAUGGUACUUCAUGGGUGAUAUUCAAUUGAUUUUGGAUCUUCAUUUUUAAAAUUUCAUGUAA
Molecule: messenger RNA, 1403 nt
Organism: Helianthus annuus (common sunflower)
Lineage: Eukaryota; Viridiplantae; Streptophyta; Magnoliopsida; Asterales; Asteraceae
Product: transcription factor bHLH30
Exons: 3
Coding region: 209-1159 (316 amino acids)
Biological process (GO): regulation of DNA-templated transcription
Molecular function (GO): protein dimerization activity; DNA-binding transcription factor activity
Source: RefSeq, a predicted model, not a curated record